UUUCCCGCUGGGAUUUCGGGAUCCAGGACGCGGCUCCGGGGCCGGGGGUUCCCCCCCCUUUUCUGCCACCCCGAGAUGAUUCAGGCUGCGGUCGGAGCCGGCACAGCCAAGCCGGCCGUGGCCCCGUUUCCCCGGCUGUAAAAAUGCGGCUAAUGACACGGGGCUGCUGUCCCAGGGGGGGUUUGGUGACACCCAGGGUGACUCAGAGCCCCCGGUGACGCGGGCAGGGGUGGCACAGGGGCAUUAACCCCACGCUGCCGCGCUUUGAAGGGUUCAGGUGUGUCACCUUUUCAUAUCCAGCGACAAUUCCUGCCCGGGCAGCCCCGGGCUGCCGAAUCACGGCCGAGGAUUCCAGGAGACGCCGGCACCGGGCUCUAAUAAAGCUUGGGGCCACCCUGCCCCCACCAAGUGCCACCAACAUGUGAGGAUGAGACCUGACCUCGCUUCCUGUCCCGUUAUCGAAAGAGCCACCACAGAGGGGACAAGUGACCACAGCAGCGAGUGACAGCCAGUGCCCAUGGCCGGGGACAGCGGGAUGGCCGGGAAGGUGGCGCUGCUCCUGUGGGCCCAGACCCUCGGCCUCGCUGGUGCCCAGACCCCCCAGCUCCUGGUGGAGCCCCCCUGGACGCCGGCGGUGCUGUGGGACCGGGUGACACUGACCUGCCAGGGCUCGGGGACCGCCGGUGACACCACCUGGUACAAGGACGGGCAGCGCUGGUGGAAGGAGAGAGGCAACAAACUUUCUGUCACCGGCACCGGGCUCAGCCCCCCCGUGACAGUCUCAGAUGACCUGCUGGUGCUGCAGGUGCCGGCGCGGGCGCUGCUGGAGGGGGACACGGUGACACUGCGCUGCCGGGGCUGGCAGAACAAUUCGGUCACCUCGGUGUCCUUCUACCGUGACGGGAAGGAAUUGGGGACGCUCAGGAUGGGACCGAGCUGUCCCUGUCCCCUCUGCAGCGGAACCACAGCGGCCGCUACCACUGCAGGGGCAUGGUGGAAUACUGGGGGUGGGAGCAGUCGGCAGCCGGUGACAGUGACAGUGCAGGUGCCCGUGGCCAAUGCCACCAUCACCCCCGGUCCCCCGGCACUCCCGGUGACACCACUGCUGGAGGUGACACCACAGGGAACCACUGGACACCUCUGGCUCACAGUGCUUGCAGGCGUCUUUGGGUCCCUGCUGUUCCUGGUCCUGCUCGCUGUGGCCGUUUGCUGUGGGUACCGCACGUCUGCCAGGAAGCUCCAGGGAAGGGCCCCCCCGCUGGAGGAUCCUCAGGCCACCUACAUGGAGCUGCGGGGGCCACACGGGCAACCUUGGGAACCCAGUGACAUCUAUGGCAAUCUACAGCAAAACCUCCAGGAAGCCCCAGGACAGGACCCCCCGCAGGAUGGGGCUGGGCUGGACCCCCACGUCGUGGGCACCGAGCGGGCAGGGGGGACCCCCCCAUCACCUCCCCCAGGUGAGCACGAGGAGCUGCCGGGACCCCACGGGCGACAGCGGGACCCCAAUGACAGCUACGAGAACAUUCUGUGACACUGGGGACACUGGGGACACUGGGGACACUGGGGACACUUGGAGACCCCACCCGAGGGCCCCCCCUGUGUGUCCCCCGCCAGGUUCCCGCACUGGGCUGCUGCCUUGGUCUCUUGUGCCCGGGCGCUGCCGGUGCUGGUGCCGGGAGCGAUUGGUGCAAAGCGUGAGUUUGCCAAAGGAGCGAUUUGCCCUGGUCCCUCCCGGCCGAGGCCGCCAUGGCCCCUGAGGGGUUGGAGCUGGCACCGGGGCGCCCCCUGCUGGCCGGGAGUGCUCCCUGCAGCGCCCCCUGCUGGCCGGGAGUGCUCCCUGCAGCGCCCCCUGCUGGCCGGGAGUGCUCCCUGCAGCGCCCCCUGCUGGCCGGGAGUGCUCCCUGCAGCGCCCCCUGCUGGCCGGAAGUGCUCCCUGCA
Molecule: messenger RNA, 1938 nt
Organism: Catharus ustulatus (Swainson's thrush)
Lineage: Eukaryota; Metazoa; Chordata; Aves; Passeriformes; Turdidae
Product: low affinity immunoglobulin gamma Fc region receptor II-like
Exons: 13
Coding region: 518-1531 (337 amino acids)
Biological process (GO): cell surface receptor signaling pathway
Molecular function (GO): transmembrane signaling receptor activity
Source: RefSeq, a predicted model, not a curated record